Mycena indigotica is the source of this 3201-nucleotide messenger RNA. Its product is annotated as SMP-LTD domain-containing protein. Gene Ontology annotation, biological process: phospholipid transport. The record is from RefSeq and is a predicted model, not a curated record. Gene Ontology annotation, cellular component: endoplasmic reticulum; ERMES complex. Bases 1 to 3201 code for a protein of 1066 amino acids. The transcript is spliced from 2 exons. NCBI's taxonomy places the organism in Eukaryota, Fungi, Basidiomycota, Agaricomycetes, Agaricales, Mycenaceae. Gene Ontology annotation, molecular function: lipid binding.
AUGUGGCUCCGGAACGUCACCGUUAGCAACUACCACAACGUUGCAGGUCGACGACGACCACGCUGCGCACUCUGUAUGACCCUCAAAGCCCUCUUCUACGCGUACAUUCUUGGAGGAAUCACAUUCUUGCCCCUACUCAUCGCUGCAUUCGUUUACUUCACCAUCUACACUUCCGUCCCUGUUGGCGACCCAGAUGGUGGCAAGAAAAUCAGAACAGAGCUUGCGGAGAAAGGCGCCCAUGAGGAGGAGGAAGACAAGACACCGGCGCUAGACGUUAACGAUGCCCCCAAGACCCGCAAAGCCUGGCUGACAAUGCGACGCACAUUUGAAGAGUCGACAGACGGGAGUUAUGUUACCCUUGUCCGCAGCUUCCUCGAUGCUCGCUCCAAAGACCCUAAACGUUCGCGGCCAAAAGAUAUGUGGUAUGUGGUCCUGAAGGGUUCAGUUUUGUAUUUGUAUGAGGACGAGAGCAUGUCGGAGUGCGAAGGGGCGAUUGAGCUCAGCGGCCAUGACGUGACGAUAUUUCCAGAGGGUCUCAUGGACGGGGAGCUCUUUGCGAAGCGGAACGCUAUCUGUCUCAAACCGAAAAUUCCACCAGAGAAAGGCAUGCCGAGUGUAACGAGGGAAAUGCAUUCAGAAGGCAUUGAUGUCGAGGCACGGGUUGCAGAGAGUGGUGCUGGGGCCAAGAAGGCGGAAAAGAUUCGAGAAGUGGCAGAAGAAGAGGCUAAACAACGCGACGCUGCACGAGAACAAGCUUUGAACCCAGCAACUCCGUGGUUUAUUUUCGUUCGCUCGAAUUUCGAAAUGGAGGAUUGGUAUAUGGCACUCAUCCACGCAUCGGACAACCCACCACAAACGCCAAUGCUUACACCUCUUCAAAAUAUAUUCCAACCGAGCGACAUGGCUUAUCUCGUCAAUACCCUUGACGAACAACCCGACGUCAUCCCUAUGCGCUGGCUCAACGCUCUUCUCGGACGCAUAUUCUUCAGCUUCUACCGCACUCAUAACCUCGAGGCUGAAAUCAUUCGUCGCAUUAUGAAGAAGCUCUCCAAAGUCAAACGCCCUGCUUUUUUGACGGAGAUCAACGUCACCGAAGUCUCCGUUGGCAACAAGGCACCCACGUUCAGCAAACCCAUGUUGAAGGAGCUUACGAAGGAGGGUGACGCUUCUAUGGAAGUACAUCUACAGUACAAGGGUGAAGUCCGCAUCACCGUGGAGGCGACCGCGACUAUUAGUCUUGGUUCGCGAUUCAAGUCUUACGAGGUCAAACUCGUUCUUGCGGCGGUUCUCAAGGAGAUCGAGGGAAACUUGCUCGUCAAGAUUAAACGGCCACCGAGCAACCGGAUCUGGUAUGCGUUUACGCAAGCACCAAGAAUGGUCUUCGAGGUCGAGCCCAUCGUGAGCGACCGGCAGAUUACGUGGAGCAUGAUCACGAGCACACUGGAGUCGAGUCUGAAAACCAUCAUUGCGGAAUCAGUCGUAUUGCCAAAUAUGGACGAUAUCUCUUUCUUCGAAAGCGCGGGCCACAGUCAUCGAGGCGGCAUAUGGCCAGAUGCGGCAAGGCGAGAAAAGGCGCCAGCAGAUGUUGCUCAAUCACAACCGCAAACCCAACCACCGCCACAACAAUUGCCCUCUGAAGAUGAUGCUGGCUCAGUCGUAUCAGCGCCUCCUGCUGCUGUUCCAACCUCGACAGUCGAAUCAGAACCACGUGCAACUCAAUCAGCCGUUGAUCUUCCCAUUUCUUCCUCCCCUCCGGAUGUUCCAGAGGUCUCUUGGUCUUCGACGUUUUCCACUGGAGACGGUCCCGAGUUGAAGAAGAAGCGUAGCUGGUUUUCAGCAGCACGCAGUGAAGGUGGUCGUAGUGAAGGUGGCCGAUCAUUCACUGAACAAGAUGUCUUUGCGGAUGAGGACGAAGCACCCAGAGGUCGUGCUGGUACUAUGGAUGCGGAAAAAACGACAAAUCAACGCUCUCGCUCAACUCCCCAUCCCUCUGAUGUAGCAGCUUCGACGAGCUCUGAAGGAAGCGACGACUCGCAUUUGCAACCUCCGUCUUCCCGUGGACAUGUCAAAUCAAACUCAGUAGAGGAGUACCCGGCUGGAGGAAGCGAACCUUCUACGUCUUUGCCCAGGAGCGCCACCGGUGGCAGUCCGACGACGCCAUCUUUCCUUUCCACAUUGCGAUCACGUGACAAGCAGGCGAUCAGUAAUACUGCGAAGGAAACGUUCCGGAAAUGGGGUGCCAACUGGGGUGGGCUAAUGAAGGAUAAGGACAAGGAUGGUAAUGGUGGAGAGGAGGUUCCUGACCACGGCUCUCUGAUCUCGCGGUUGCGGCCUGAGACAAAUAACAACGGAAAUAUGUCGCACAAGGCACGACAGAGUUAUGCGGAAGUAAGAGCUGCUGUUGCGGAGCGAAGGGGUCGGGAGAGGUCAGAUGGUAAUACGAGUCCUGGACCAGAAACGACGUCAACACCCAUACCAGUGCCUGAAAUACGGGAGCGGGCAGUGUCGAUGGUACCGGGGCGACCUGCAAAUGGGUUUACGUCUCUCAUUCCACGAUCCGCUACGUCAGCUGUUGACAAUACUCCCUCCACGCCAAUGCCAGAAUCACCCUCCCCGAUACAUGUUCAACCACAAGCAAAGUCGAUGGUAAUACCUGGAAUUCACGCCAAAAAUCGUGGAGCGGUUAUGUCGAUGGGCUAUAUUGCGCCCGACCCGCCGUCACCACCAGAUACGCGGAGUAAGAAUCCAACAAUCCAGAACAUGUAUCGGUUGUGGAAGAGUCCUUCAGCCGCAGCGGAAAUCCCACCGCCUGAGGCUUCUACUUCGAGUUCACCUCCGCCUGCGUUGAUUGAGGGCAGUAACACAUCCCCAUUGCCUCCUGUAGUUUCGCUUCCCGCGCCAGACUCCCCUUCGCCUCCUCCCCGACCAACACCAGCAUUGCCCCCGAGAAGCGGACGAACAGCAUCAUUGUCGCAUAUCGCCCGUCCAGAUCUCGCGCCACGCUUGUCUGAUAGCCAGCCACAAGCAUCGGCAUCUGAGGCCCUCCAGUCAAUAGCAAACAAGGACAACGACAAACGGGCUUCGUUGGAGGCGGCGUUUAGCUCUCCGCCGAAUUCAAGGAGGGGGACGCUGUCUUCUGCGAGUGCGGCUGCGCUGGUUAGUGCGUUGUCAGCAGCAACUGGUGAGGAGGAACCGGCCUGA